Nasonia vitripennis (jewel wasp) is the source of this 2367-nucleotide messenger RNA. RefSeq lists its product as uncharacterized. NCBI's taxonomy places the organism in Eukaryota, Metazoa, Arthropoda, Insecta, Hymenoptera, Pteromalidae. The transcript has 8 exons. Bases 173 to 2185 code for a protein of 670 amino acids. The record is from RefSeq and is a predicted model, not a curated record.
AUCUCAUAUACGGUUAAUAUAUGUUCAGCACCCGGGUCAAACUUGCAUUAAGUAAGUGAACGUAGCAGAGAUUACACAUGGCAUCAAAAACUUCACGAAAGAUUGAGAGCAAGUGAAUUGAAACACAUGGAUUUUCCGAGCAGGAUAUAAAUACAAUUACAAUUAACUCAUCAUGGCGCUUCGUUAUUUUUCAAUAAUUUUUUCUUUUCUUCUGGUUCUCAAUGCAUACCAGCUGCAAGUAAACGCCUUACUCGAGGAAACAACUGUACUAGCAAUCGAUACAAGUGAAAAAUUUAUAUCUGAACUCGAGAAGAAGACCACUUAUACAGAUGUUAAGGAUCUUAUUGAUGCCCUUAAACGCUUAACUCAAUUAUAUUGCGAAAGUAUAAGUAAAUGGGACAAAAAUUAUCUAUUUUUUUAUACUAGUUUUAUAGACUUGAAACCGAUAUUUGCUAGGGAUGAAGACGAUAUAGUUGGUGUUCACUUUGGCAACAAAGGUUGUUCAUACACUGAAAAUGUAUUCAAUGAAACUGAAUUAGCGAUUGAUAAAUCAGGAGAAUCGAGCAUAUCUCAAUUUGCAUAUAAAAUCCUAAGAAUAGUAUCCAUACGUGAACACGAUUAUGAUUCGGAGAGACAAAGUGUAUGGGGAAAUGCUUUGAAUAAAAUGCACAAAUUUUUAACCACAGCAGAGAAUAACGGUGGCGAGAGUCCUCUUGACUCGAUGACUAAUGAAAAGAAGGUGGCGCAAUGCAUAGAAAAUACGUCGUGGCAGGCACUACUUUUUGAGCAUCUUCGUUGGAUUACAAGAAUUGACGCAUUUGCCUACACAAAAAUGCAAUUUACCUACGCUUCUUAUGAAAUGCUUUCAAGGGCCCAUGAUUUGAUACAGGAAAAACAUCUUAUAGAAUUUAAAAAAGAAUCAGCUACGUGGAAGGAAAAGAAUAUAAUUAAAAAAAUGAAAGCGUUAGAAGGCGAAUUUCGAGAAAGAAACACGAUUACUACAAAUGCCUUCAAAGACCGUAUGAACGUUCCGAGAGAUUAUAGAAAUUGCUUGGUCGAAGAUGAAGCGAGGCGCAUGCAUCCGAACUAUGCAAAACGAAACCCUUAUGCUGCAAUACAGGUUUUUCAGAAAUACGUCAUCAACGAAGCUGAUAUAAACAGUAUUGGAUCCUGUAAAGAAGAUUGUCCGUACUAUGAAAAAUCUCAAGUCUUUGGCUGUUUUGAUCAAAGCGGGAUUUGCGCAAAGCAACGUCAAUGCGUAGGAAAUGUGUGGAACUGCCGGAAAAUGAACGGCUCUGCUGCUGAUAUAUGUUUGACUAAUCAAGAAAACUCAUGGGAGAGAUAUGGAUACAUUGAGAUAUCAGGUAAAUCAUACGGAGAUUCAAGAAAUGCAUAUUGUACAAGUGUAGUCAGAGCCGAGCACCAGCGACGAUUUUUAUACAAGUGCGACUAUUGCAUUUGCACCUGCGAAAGUAAGAAAAGCGAUUACAAUAAAUACGUCAAUUUAAGACCCGUCGUCUCGGACACAGACUCAAAUCACGUGGUGACAGAUGCUCGCUUCCAAAUACACAAUCACGUCGUACACAUACAGAUUAAACAAGGAAAACUAGUAGAAAAUGGACACAUCGAAAAAUGGGAUGCAUGGAAGCCGGUGGAUAAUUAUACUACACUUACACAUCCAUACAAAGAUUAUGGCGAACGUGUGAUUGCGGGAAAAGAUUAUCACACUGUAUCGUACAAUGACAGCGCCAUGUGUUUAGAUGAACUGGAUUCGCCGAACAGCUCUCACGUAUUGACAGGAUUACGGUUGAAGUCCGAGUCCGAGGAUAAUCUGUAUUUGAAAUUGGAAAUUCGCUUAACACCAUUCGAUUACAAGACGGGUCUUUUGUCAGACAAAGAGAGCUAUUGGCAUUCCAAUAACGCUAAACUUAGAGACAGAGGACAAGUAAAUCUCAAAAAACUUGAAGCUACGAAUCUUAAGUCUGAACGUUACUUUCGUUUUACCGCAAGUCCCUUGGAAGUCGAUGCCGGUCAAACUACGAUUCCGUACAUCGCCACUACAGAAAUGUCUUCAACAAUAUUACCGUCCCUGCCAAAACUACUGUCUGGCGCGGGUCUAUUUCUUGCCAAAGAUUAUACUUUAGCGAUCAAAGGGUUGACUUAUGACUAUGGAUCACGUGUAUAAGCUAUUCGCUCCGAAACCACCCUCCCCAGGGCCCAUAAAGACACAACGGAAGAGGAGGGAACGGCUGCUUCAAAGGAGAGAACAUCACGCGAAUUUGGCGCACUCUACCAAUGUUAUUAACUUAAAGUUCAAUUUAUAUAAAUUUAGUCGAAUGAAAAUAAAUAUACAUUUAGCUUUACAGA